Gymnodraco acuticeps is the source of this 2733-nucleotide messenger RNA. RefSeq names its product DnaJ heat shock protein family (Hsp40) member A1 (gene dnaja1). Bases 323 to 1549 code for a protein of 408 amino acids. The transcript has 9 exons. The record is from RefSeq and is a predicted model, not a curated record. Lineage: Eukaryota; Metazoa; Chordata; Actinopteri; Perciformes; Bathydraconidae. Gene Ontology annotation, molecular function: Hsp70 protein binding; ATP binding. Gene Ontology annotation, cellular component: cytoplasm; cytosol. Gene Ontology annotation, biological process: response to heat; protein refolding.
UUUAAUAGUCGUCUCUGGACCUCGACCCAGGACCACAGUCUGCAAGUGAGGCAGUCGGAUGGGUUUGUGAUUGCCCUCCUCGCUGAUAAGCCAGCAAAUCGGCAUUUUAGCAUAUUAUGUGCGAUUGUAACAGUCACAAAACGGUUUCAGCCCACGCUUUGUUUUGGUGAGCCGGGUCGCAGGAAAUAGACGUCACUGAAUCAGCUUUUUGUAGAGGCGAGUUGGAAGCUUCUGGAAGAGCCUUUCUGUAAACUGAGGCUGUAAGGAUUCAAACUACUGUUUCCAUACAAGAUUUUCCAAGGUUUGUCGGUGAAAGACAAUCAUGGUGAAGGAAACGGGCUUCUAUGACACGUUGGGUGUGAAACCUAAUGCCACUCCAGAUGAACUGAAAAGGGCCUAUCGCAAACUAGCCUUGAAAUAUCACCCCGACAAAAACCCCACAGAAGGAGAGAAGUUCAAGCAGAUCUCACAGGCAUAUGAGGUUUUGUCAGAUGCCAAGAAGAGAGAGGUGUAUGACCGUGGAGGAGAAAAGGCUAUAAAGGAAGGAGGGUCUGGUGGAGGAGGGGGUUGUGGUGGGAACUUUGCAUCGCCCAUGGACAUCUUUGACUUGUUUUUUGGUGGGGGUAGUCGGAUGCACAGAGAGAGAAAAGGAAAGAACAUUGUUCAUCAGAUUUCAGUGACGCUGGAUGAUCUUUAUAACGGAGCUACAAGGAAACUGGCCCUUCAGAAGAACACUAUUUGUGAGAGAUGUGAAGGUCGUGGGAGUCGGAAAGGAGCGGCCCAGAUGUGCAUGUCCUGCCACGGCACAGGGAUGCAGGUCCGUAUGCACCAGCUGGUCCCAGGCAUGGUGCAGCAGGUGUCCACCGUGUGCCACAGCUGCCAGGGCCAGGGCCAGAGGAUCAGCCACAAGGACCGCUGCAAAACCUGCGUGGGGAGGAAGAUCAUGAGGCAGAAGAAGGUCCUGGAGGUCCACAUCGACAAAGGAAUGAGAGAUGGCCAGAAGAUCGUUUUCCAUGGAGAGGGAGACCAGGAGCCGGGCAUCGAGCCAGGGGACAUCAUCAUUGUCUUGGACCAGAGAGAACAUUCAACUUUCACAAGGAAAGGAGAGGACCUGGUCAUGUCCAUAGAGCUACAGCUGGUGGAGGCUCUGUGUGGUUUCAAGAAGCCCGUUCAGACAAUGGACAACAGAACUCUCCUCAUCACCUCAAACCCAGGGGAGUUGAUCAAGCCUGGAGACACAAAGUGCGUCGUGAAUGAAGGGAUGCCCAUGUACCGCAGGCCGUUUGAGAAGGGGCGUCUUAUUAUUAACUUCACGGUGGUGUUCCCGAAAGCCAACUUCCUCUCCAAGGACAGGCUGAAGGAGCUGGAGCGCUUCUUCCCAGAGAAGCCGGAUGCAGAGCAGCCAGAGAGCAUGGACGACGACCUCUACAUCUACGCCGACCUGGAGGACUGCGACAUGGAGAAGAGAAGAAGAAACAAUCAUCAGUACUACUACAUGGAGGAAGAGGACUACGCCAGCCCGGGGGGAGUUCAGUGCCAGACGUCCUAAACAACAACUGGCCUCCAUCAUCCCUCAGCCCGACCCUCAUCUCUACAGAAAGGCACCUUUUUGGAUUUUUGUGCACUUUUUUAUUUAAUUUUUUCUCUUAAGAUAACAACUGUUGAAGUAUUCUGUCAAUCUGAAUCAGAAAAAGGUGUAUCAACCCCCUCUUGAUAUAUUAUUUGAACACUGAUUGGAUGGAGAAGAGUAUCCUGAAGCUCCUGGAUUCAACUCCGAUCUGGGACAAUGGGAUUCCUCUUCAUCUCUGGGACUUUUAUUUGUUUCUUUUUUUUCAAUCACACUGUGAUAAGAGGCGAGGGGUAUCACAGAGGCUUAAGAGAGACUUUUGUCUGAACAAAGACUGCCUGCUUUUUAUGCAUUUACACUAAAACAGAUGCCAAUAUUAAUAUGAGAAUAAUCUUUUUUUAUAGUGUUGCUAGAUCAGCUGUUGUUGUGAACCAAUUGUUGGUGACUUGUUCAAUCCGUUGUAAAGACCCAAUCUUCAGAUGAUGGUGAGGGGGGGGGGGGCAUUGAGUUGAAACAGUUCUGCUGUUUGACCCUUUCAAGGGCUAUUUUCUACACAUUUCUUAACAAUCUUGAAAAUGUGGCAAGAAGACGUGAACUGCGAGUAAAGGUGAUAAUGAUUCAGGCAUGGCAGUAUUUAGGUUUAAGCCACUAAUGUAGAUUAUCCAGACAUAUAUUAAAGUUUAGUUUAAUAUAUAAUGUUUGAGCUGCAAUCCGUUUUUGUUUUUGUUUGGGUAUAAACAACACAGUUAGAUAUGAGCCAAAUAAGACAUAAAUAGCAAGGUAGGAAACCGGUAAAAAAAAAGGUUAACAAAACAGGUUAGAGGUAAGAGGGUCUUAAAGACGUAAGCUAUGUGGAUAACGUGGAUUCAGAAAUAAUAUUUAAACAUCAUUCUGUGUUCUUGAUUUGAUGUGGUUCGGGGCUUUUAUUUGGCAAACAAGUUCUCUUAAAACUCAAAGAACCUGCUUCUUAAGACGGGUCCAAAAUGUCUUCAUGUCUUUUCAUUUUAAAAAGUGUGCCAAGUUCCCCCACAAGUUUUACAAAAAACUGUGAUUAAUGUUAAAUUGUGAUUUUAAACAUUGAAUCUUCUUGAGCUUAUUGCAGGUAGGCUAUGUGAUUUUAAAAUCAUUAUAAUAAAAAAAAAAAAAAAACUUAAUCUGGAUUUUAA